AUGGCAAGCACAAGGAAGGUGGAAGUAAACUAUGUGGGAAACACUCGCAACACAAUAGAAUUGAAGAUCGAUGGAGAGACACACACACUAGGAAGUCUUCUUUCGGAGGAGCUUCUCGAAGACAAGAGAUGCCUCUUCAGUGCAUAUAGGGUUGAGCAUCCUACCGACAAUCAUGUCUUCCUUCGCAUUACAGCAGACAAGGAUUGUCAAGUAAAAGACUUACUCCUGGAGACACUUAAGAGAAUCGAGGAAGAUACUGUAUUAUUGAUAAGUCAACUCAAAGGAUUCUAA
Encephalitozoon intestinalis ATCC 50506 is the source of this 291-nucleotide messenger RNA. RefSeq names its product DNA-directed RNA polymerase II. Gene Ontology annotation, molecular function: DNA-directed RNA polymerase activity; protein dimerization activity. The record is from RefSeq and is a predicted model, not a curated record. NCBI's taxonomy places the organism in Eukaryota, Fungi, Microsporidia, Unikaryonidae. The transcript has a single exon. Gene Ontology annotation, biological process: DNA-templated transcription. Bases 1 to 291 code for a protein of 96 amino acids.